CCUUCAGUUCUUGGGACCUGACUCCUGGUCUGGGGCAGUGCCAGAGGCGCGCAGCGGGAUGCGAUCAUACCACAGAGGAGUUGAGGGCGAUGAGAGCGGGUACUGCGAACUGCCGGGCGAUGCCGCCGCUGCCGCCGUGAUACCGAGAGCAACAGUUCCCCAGCAACACCUCUCCCCGACACAGGCACACACCCCCAAGAGGCACGCACGCACACCCCACGGCGCCCGGCUCGGCAGUGCCCUCGACAUUGGCCCAGGAAACCCACCCUGCCCUGCCACGCAGAGCCAGGAAGGAAAGAGAGCCUCAUGCCUAAGCCUCGGGGAGCACCAUGGAUCUGACAAAGAUGGGCAUGAUCCAGCUGCAGAACCCCAGCCACCCCACGGGGCUCCUUUGCAAGGCCAACCAGAUGCGGCUGGCCGGGACGCUGUGCGAUGUGGUCAUUAUGGUGGACAGCCAGGAGUUCCACGCCCACCGGACUGUGCUGGCCUGCACCAGCAAGAUGUUUGAGAUCCUCUUCCACCGCAACAGCCAGCACUAUACUCUGGACUUCCUCUCUCCGAAGACCUUCCAGCAGAUUCUGGAGUAUGCGUACACGGCCACGCUGCAAGCCAAGGCGGAGGACCUGGAUGACCUGCUGUACGCAGCUGAGAUCCUGGAGAUCGAGUACCUGGAGGAGCAGUGCCUGAAGAUCCUGGAGACCAUCCAGGCCUCAGACGACAAUGACACGGAGGCAACCAUGGCGGAUGGCGGGGCCGAGGAGGAAGAGGACCGCAAGGCUCGGUAUCUCAAGAACAUUUUCAUCUCGAAGCAUUCCAGCGAGGAGAGUGGGUAUGCCCGCGUAGCUGCCCAGAGCCUCCCUGGGCCCAUGGUGGACCAGAGCCCUUCCGUCUCCACCUCAUUCGGCCUUUCAGCCAUGAGUCCCACCAAGGCGGCGGUGGACAGUUUGAUGACCAUAGGACAGUCCCUCCUGCAGGGGGCUCUUCAGCUGCCUGCCGGGCCUGAGGAGCCGACUCUGGCUGGGGUUGGGCGGCACCCUGCGGUGGCCGAGGUGAAGCCGGAGAUGAUGCAGGUGGAUGAGGUGCCCGGCCAGGACAGCCCUGGGGCAGCCGAGUCUAGCGUCCCAGCUGGGAUGGGGGACAAGGUUGAGGAAAGGGGCAAGGAGGGACCCGGGACCCCAACUCGGGGCAGCGUCAUCACCAGCGCUAGAGAGCUGCACUAUGGACGUGAGGAGAGCGCCGAGCAGCUGCCGCCUCUCACCGAGGUUGGCCAGGGCCCCCCAGGCCGACCGGAGCCCCCCGCGCCCCCAGCUGAGAAACACCUGGGCAUCUAUUCCGUGCUGCCCAACCACAAGGCCGAUGCCGUGUUGAGCAUGCCGUCUUCGGUGACCUCGGGCCUGCAUGUGCAGCCCACCCUGGCCGUCUCCAUGGACUUCAGCACCUACGGGGGUCUGCUGCCCCAGGGCUUCAUCCAGAGGGAGCUGUUCAGCAAGCUGGGUGAGCUGGCUGUGGGCAUGAAGGCAGAGAGCCGCACUGUCGGGGAGCAGUGCAGCGUCUGCGGGGUGGAGCUUCCUGACAACGAGGCCGUGGAGCAGCACAGGAAGCUGCACAGUGGGAUGAAGACGUACGGGUGUGAGCUCUGCGGAAAGCGGUUCCUGGAUAGUUUGCGACUGAGAAUGCACUUACUGGCUCAUUCAGCGGGUGCCAAAGCCUUUGUCUGUGAUCAGUGUGGUGCCCAGUUUUCGAAGGAGGAUGCCCUGGAGACACACAGGCAGACCCAUACUGGCACGGACAUGGCUGUCUUCUGCCUGCUGUGCGGGAAGCGUUUCCAGGCCCAGAGUGCGCUCCAGCAGCACAUGGAGGUCCACGCGGGCGUGCGCAGCUACAUCUGCAGCGAGUGCAACCGUACCUUCCCCAGCCACACAGCCCUCAAACGCCACCUGCGCUCACACACAGGUGACCACCCGUACGAGUGUGAGUUCUGUGGCAGCUGCUUCCGGGAUGAGAGCACGCUCAAGAGCCACAAGCGCAUCCACACGGGCGAGAAACCCUAUGAGUGCAAUGGCUGCGGCAAGAAGUUCAGCCUCAAGCACCAGCUGGAGACACACUAUCGAGUGCAUACAGGUGAGAAGCCCUUUGAGUGUAAGCUGUGCCACCAGCGUUCCCGGGACUACUCGGCCAUGAUCAAGCACCUGCGAACGCACAACGGCGCCUCGCCUUACCAGUGCACCAUCUGCACGGAGUACUGCCCCAGUCUGUCCUCCAUGCAGAAGCACAUGAAGGGCCACAAGCCCGAGGAGAUCCCGCCCGACUGGAGGAUAGAGAAGACGUACCUCUACCUGUGCUACGUGUGAGGCGGCUGCAGCGGGGGAGCGGGGAGCAAGAGGAGAGGGAGCGGGAUGAAGUCCAGGAGGACUGUGCAAAAAAAACACAACAAAAAACAAACAAACAAACAAAAACAGAAAAAAGAGAGAGAAGGGAAAAGGAAACCUGGGAGCUGUCGGGCUCUGGGUUCUCUCUGGGGCUCCAGGUGACCUGGAUGCCUGGCUGAGCCCCUCCCCUCGGGCCCUCCAUCCCUCCUUUCCUGGCUGGAGCUCGGCCUGCUCUUCUUGGAUGGGGGUGGAGGGGCCUUUUGUUCAGCUCUGAUGGUGGGAUGUUCUUCUCUUCCCUCCGCCCAGAUCCUCCUUUGGUGUCCGGAAAUGGAGACGAGGAAGGGGGGAGGGCUCCUCCAGUCAGAGCCAAACCACCUCUGCCUGCCGUGCUCUCACUGACCCCUCGGGAGAUGGGGGCUGAGGGAUGGGUGGGCUGGGGGUGC
Molecule: messenger RNA, 2812 nt
Organism: Eubalaena glacialis (North Atlantic right whale)
Lineage: Eukaryota; Metazoa; Chordata; Mammalia; Artiodactyla; Balaenidae
Gene: ZBTB16
Product: zinc finger and BTB domain containing 16
Exons: 8
Coding region: 330-2351 (673 amino acids)
Biological process (GO): regulation of immune system process; regulation of cytokine production; negative regulation of transcription by RNA polymerase II
Molecular function (GO): protein binding
Source: RefSeq, a predicted model, not a curated record